AUGAACAUCUUAAGAAACGAAGUCAAGAGGGCUGAGGGCUAUCCUCUUUCCAUCAAGGAAAUUCUUGAGAGGAGUCCAGAUGCAGCGGGUUUUAUCAAUCUGUAUCUUAAGAGGAACCCAAACAAAAGACAUUUGGAGUUUUUAGACUUCUACGAUGACUUGGAUGUAUCAUCUCAAGUUUUACUUUAUGAGGACAAGAAAAAGAUGAUUAGAAGCGACCAGUUUGAGGAAGAAUGUUUGAUGAAAUAUUGUAUAGGACAAAAGUCGGAACUGUCUUAUGGCAUCAUAAAAACAGUAGGUAAUGGGGAAAUCCUGUUUCGGGUACUAGGAAUGAGCUUUCUGUCCACCAUCCUUGAUGAAGAGGACGACUUCUUCUUUACAAGAUGCAUUGUACUUGCACUGAAGACACACAAUAUAGAUUCCAAUGGGAUGAGUCUUUUAAUAACAGGAAUUGGGAAUCAUUUUAGUGAUGGGCGCAGAAAGUACUAUGAGCAUGGAGCAAUUGUUGCAAGCGUUUUGCUGAAUACAUGUGAAUUUGGAGUAGAAACUAUGGGAGAGACACAGAGGAUGAUUGAUGAUAUGCCAGACUCGGUGAUGAGAAAAGAGAAAAGGGAAAACUUUUCCAAUCCAAAUGAUGUUUUCAACUCUUAUAGAAAAGUAGAAAAUAAUCUCUCGGUACUUGAGACAAACUGGAAGCCGAAAUACCUUCAGGAGGCUCUCAAGGUGAUUUCUGAUGAGAAGGAUGCAGGAAAGGUUGAGAUGAGUUUCAAGUGCUUUCCAGAUCUGGUUCAAAGUUCAACAGAAAGAACACUUAGGCACAAAAGUAAAGAGGCUUUUGGAGUGCUUAUGAAUUACGAUGGAUGCGAGGAAUACAAAGUUGACGCCAUUUCUUCUCUUCUUCAGAAAUCAUCUAAAUUUAUUAUUGAUGAUGUUAUAGACGAUUUCUUCAAUGGAAGACUCUGUUUAAAGCAUAAGAUUAUUCUAACUUUCGCUUUCCGGAAGAUCAUUAAAGAAGGAUCUUAUGAUCAGGCCGUUUCUCUCCAUAGAAGCAUCAGAUUUAUGUUUGAGAGGACUCGGAAUGAGAUGCCUAAAGUAAUUGGAAGAGCACUUGAGUGCUUUGUGUUAGAAGGCAUAAAAAGAACUGGAGAAGAACUUGGGAGGACUCUUGGACCUGAAAUUGGAUUUUUGAAAUAUCAAGCUUACCCCUGA
Messenger RNA from Encephalitozoon intestinalis ATCC 50506, 1209 nucleotides. RefSeq lists its product as uncharacterized. NCBI's taxonomy places the organism in Eukaryota, Fungi, Microsporidia, Unikaryonidae. The transcript has a single exon. Bases 1 to 1209 code for a protein of 402 amino acids. The record is from RefSeq and is a predicted model, not a curated record.